CAGCAAGCAACAACUCAAACAAACCAGCAGAACAAGAAGAUAUCUUCAACCAUGCAGCCCUUCACCUCAUGCAUAUCACUUCUCUUCUUAGUUCUAAGUCUAACCUCAGGCCACUUCAUAUCUUCCCUCUCAGAAAAAUGUAAUCCAGAUGACAAAAGAGCCCUCCUCCAAAUUAAGAAAGAAUUUGGCAACCCAACUAAACUCUCUUCAUGGGAUCCAUCCAUCGACUGCUGCAACCGCACUUGGUGGGAAGGUGUCUCAUGCGACACCGACACACUAACCUACCGCGUCAACUACCUCGAUCUCUCCGACCUCGACCUACCUCAACCUGUCUCUUUUCCACCCUCCAUCACCAACCUCCCUUUCCUCUCCUUCCUCUAUAUCUCCCGCAUCCCCAAUCUCGUCGGUCCUAUCCCACCAUCAAUCUCCAACCUCUCCAAACUUCAAUACCUCUAUAUCACCCAGUGCAAUAUUUCCGGUGAGAUACCCAACACCUUCUCACAGAUCAAAACCCUCAUAACGAUCGACUUCUCCUACAACAAUCUCUCAGGUCCUCUCCCUGACAUCCUCCCGUCUCUCCCUAACUUCGUUGGAAUAGCAUUCGACGGGAACAAACUCACCGGACCAAUACCGGAAUCAUAUGGAUCGUUUACAAAGUCUUUUACAGUGUUGACUAUGUCGCAAAACCGUCUCUCUGGGAAUAUUCCAGCUUCUCUGGGGAAACUGAACCUUGCGUAUGUGGACUUGUCACGGAACUCGUUGGAAGGUGAUGCUUCCAUGUUGUUUGGGUCGGAGAAAGAGAUUCAGGCUAAGAUAUUGCUUGGUUGGAACAAGUUGGCUUUUGAUAUUGGGAAAGUUGGGUUGUCGAAAAAUUUGCAGGCGUUGGAUCUAAGGAACAAUAAAAUCUACGGUAGGCUGCCGGAGGAGCUGACGAAGCUUCAGCGGUUGCAUAAGUUGAAUGUGAGCUAUAAUAAUUUGUGUGGUCCUAUUCCAUACAACAGGUUUGAUGAGUAUUGUUAUGCUCAUAAUAAGUGCUUGUGUGGUCCACCUCUUCCCGCUUGCAAGAAUUGAAUCAAUCCAGCAAAAAUGUUAUGUGCUCUUCAUGUUUUUCUUAUGCUAUUUUUUUAAAGGCCAAAAGAAAUAUUUAAAUAUCAGUCUGAAGUUUAAGUCAUAA
Molecule: messenger RNA, 1174 nt
Organism: Vicia villosa (hairy vetch)
Lineage: Eukaryota; Viridiplantae; Streptophyta; Magnoliopsida; Fabales; Fabaceae
Product: polygalacturonase inhibitor 2-like
Exons: 1
Coding region: 52-1071 (339 amino acids)
Molecular function (GO): protein binding
Source: RefSeq, a predicted model, not a curated record